CACAAUAUUGAGAAUAGUUGGGCUUUAACUAGCAUUUAAAAAAAAAAGAAAAAUCCAUCUCAAGCCCAACCAUCCACCACCUCCCCUCGUUCCCGUAGCUGUCUCCUCCGUCGCGUUGCAUUCGUCCGUACGCCGCCGCCGCCGCCGCCGCCGCCGCCUGACUUGCACCGCCGACAGUGCAUCAGUCCAGAUCGAGCCUCCCUCUUCCCAGAUCGGGUCCUAGGCUACAGCCGCCGCCGCCGCCGCCGCAUCCGUCGCCUUCACUCCGCGUGUGCGCUCCCUCCCCCCCUGUCUGCGACGACUAGGUGGGCUACCGCCGCCGCCGCCCUACGCAAGGUGCCGAGACCUUCUCCGAUCUCUUCUCCGGCGAAGAGCGCCCGCCAGACAGACACUGAGAGAGCGCGCUGGCCGGUGGAUGACGAUGGCGGGCGGCGGGGGACUGAACCGGUCUUCAUCGAGGGGGCAGCUGCCGCCACAAGAGCUGCUUGACGAUCUCUGCAGCCGGUUCCUUCUGAAUGUGCCCAAGGAGGAGCUGGAGUCGUUCGAGCGGAUCCUGUUCCUGCUGGAGCAGGCGCACUGGUUCUACGAGGACAACUCCGUCGAGCACAAUCCCAACCUCAAGUCCCUCUCCUUCAAGGACUUCACCUCCCUCAUGUUCAAGAGCUGCACUGCUCUCAGGCCCUACAUCGCUCACCUGGAUGAUAUCUACAAGGACUUCAACAACUACAAGUUCCGUGUCCCCGUGUCUGGCGCCAUCAUCCUAGAUGACACUUAUGAGAGAUGCUUGCUUGUUAAGGGAUGGAAGGCUGGGGCCAGCUGGAGCUUUCCUCGUGGAAAGAGGAAUAAAGACGAGGAAGAUCACACAUGUGCCAUUAGAGAAGUUCUAGAGGAAACUGGGUGUGAUGUUUCUACAUUUUUAAAUUUGGAUGAUUGCAUUGAAGUUUCAAUUGGACAACAAAGGGUUCGGCUCUACAUCAUAACAGGGGUUAAAAGAGAUACUGUGUUUGCACCUCAAACCAAGAAGGAAAUCAGUGAAAUCUCAUGGCACAGAAUUGAUGACCUCUUACCAGCUAGUGAUGACGCAGUAUCUCGGGCAGUGAAUGGAAUGAAGCUGUACAUGGUUGCUCCAUUUUUGACUGGUCUUAAGGCUUGGAUUGCCACACAUCCUCCACCACUGCAUCAGAAACCAGAGGCAUCUGCUAGAGGUACUGUGUGGAAGGCGAAGAAUUCAAGUGGCAGUACCCCAGUGGAGAACCCUGUUGCUAAAGCAGGAUCUGACGUGCAGGCACAUCAUGUUCACAACCGCCCCGGUCGCAGCUUCAGAAACUUCAGGUUUGACACGGCAAGCAUCCUGCAGUCCAUGGAGGCUUCCUUCCUACGCACCUAGGAUCCUGACGAAGCAUGAUGAACCCUGCAUCCUUGAUGUGUAUAGACUGAGGACCAGCGCUUUCGUUGUUUUCAAUCUGUCUUUGUUUCGUCUCUCACUCGUCCGUUGUACCUGUAAUCUUCCACAGCAAUAGAAGUUUCCGUCUUGCAUGUGGAGUGUGGUAUAUAUGUGUGGCGUCCUGCCAGACGCUUGAAUCUGAUUUUUCUGCUGCCCGGUUUCGUGGUGGUUGUCCAUAAAGUUCUUUGGAAAGUCUGGAACAGGCCCAGUUGCUAUCUUCGUGCUGAUGGCUUGGAUCAGCUCAACCCAUUGUGCCGUUGGAGACUUGGAGCCACGACCCUGCUGUGUUCUUCUACAUCUACAAAUUAUAAUACUCAAGUUGUGUGCUCGCAGUUGAUACGGAAAGGUUAAAGCUGCAAGAUGUGUAUUGUUUAA
Sorghum bicolor (sorghum) is the source of this 1819-nucleotide messenger RNA. Its product is annotated as mRNA-decapping enzyme subunit 2. Gene Ontology annotation, molecular function: 5'-(N(7)-methylguanosine 5'-triphospho)-[mRNA] hydrolase activity; manganese ion binding; RNA binding. Gene Ontology annotation, cellular component: cytoplasm. Gene Ontology annotation, biological process: deadenylation-dependent decapping of nuclear-transcribed mRNA; nuclear-transcribed mRNA catabolic process, nonsense-mediated decay. NCBI's taxonomy places the organism in Eukaryota, Viridiplantae, Streptophyta, Magnoliopsida, Poales, Poaceae. The transcript has 9 exons. The record is from RefSeq and is a predicted model, not a curated record. The coding region runs from base 416 to 1387 and encodes 323 amino acids.